Molecule: messenger RNA, 582 nt
Organism: Liolophura sinensis
Lineage: Eukaryota; Metazoa; Mollusca; Polyplacophora; Chitonida; Chitonidae
Product: FAST kinase domain-containing protein 5, mitochondrial-like
Exons: 5
Coding region: 1-555 (184 amino acids)
Source: RefSeq, a predicted model, not a curated record
AUGCCAGUCCUGGAGAAAACAAACCAGUUGCUCUGUUUACACCACUCUGUGAAAUUAGAGCACCCAAGUUACCAUGGCAACACACUGUCACAGACUUUCUUAGACAGCCUCCCAUCAAAGAUUUAUGGUGACAUGAACCGAGAGCUCUCAUUCCGUCAGGGCCUGGCCUCAUCCCUAACCACACUGCAGAGGUUGUUAGGAAAGGAUAAAGUCCGCUGUACUUUUAUACUCCCUCAUUACCAUACGGCUGAUCUGGAAGUCCAUCUGGAUGUGGACGGCAGGCCGGUCCAAAUUGAUGGUGUAUCUGACCAAAGUACAAAACCCGACGUUCAUAAAAGAAUAGCUAUUGAGGUAACAGGACAGAAUCAGUAUGCUGUAGACAGUGAAAUGUUACUGGGGAAUCCCCGCAGUAAGCUGAGACAACUGAACAAACUUGGUUACAUCACUCAUGUGAUAUCUGCUACUGAUGCCAAGAAACUUGAUACCAUGGAUUCUCCUAGCAGAGAAGAAUAUUUGAGAAGUAUUUUGCGUACAGAGUUGAAAGCAAAAUUAUGAAAAUAAAACACUUGCUAUCAAAAUUUA